Molecule: messenger RNA, 5160 nt
Organism: Tachysurus vachellii
Lineage: Eukaryota; Metazoa; Chordata; Actinopteri; Siluriformes; Bagridae
Gene: kitlga
Product: kit ligand a
Exons: 10
Coding region: 336-1163 (275 amino acids)
Biological process (GO): positive regulation of cell population proliferation; cell adhesion
Cellular component (GO): plasma membrane
Molecular function (GO): cytokine activity; stem cell factor receptor binding
Source: RefSeq, a predicted model, not a curated record
AACAGAGCCACACACGGACACACUGUUACACGUCAUCACGCACAUACACACGCGCUGUUUUAGUGUUCUGUUCCUCGGUCAACGUGCGUUAUGAAGCGCGCGCCUGGAUAACAACCGGUUUGGUGGUGUUUUUUUUUUUUUUUGCUUUUAGUGAAAGUGUCAUUUCAGGGUUUUUUUUUCUUCUUCAUCAUCUUCUUCUUCCUCGAGCUGAAUUGGAUUUUACUUUAUAAUGAUUUUGGAUAUGCGCAAACGGGAUGAAGAGAAGCCCUUUCCUGCCCGCAGAAGUAAAAUAAAAUAGGGUUUCAUUUACAGCGGACUUAAUCCUCUCGUUCCCUAUGAAGAAGUCAAAAAUUUGGAUACGUACCUGUGUCCAUUUGUUGCUUUACAUCACGGUUGCUGCCUAUUCCAGUGAAAUCGGAAAUCCCAUAACAGAUGACAUCAAGAAAAUUUCAUUGCUGAAACAGAAUAUUCCAAAAGACUACAAGAUCACCGUACAAUAUUUGCCUAAAGAAGUGAGUGGUAUGUGCUGGGUGAAGCUCAACGUAUUCCACUUAGAGGCUAGUUUAAAAGACCUGGCCCAGAAGUUUGGGAAUAUUUCCUCUAACAAAGAUUACAUAGAAACGUUUGUCCAGAUGUUAAAAGAGAUGCGAUAUAUCAUCGGACAACACUUGGAGGAUUCCAUGCUGGAGUUUCAGUGCCACUACAGAGAGGAGAAAUGGCUCACGCCUCGCUAUUUCCAAUUUGUAGAAGACUUUUUUAACACGGCCAAUUCGUUGAAAGAAGACAAAGACUGUGAGCCUCCGCCGUGUCCCACCACCACAAAACCCGCCGCUGCGGAGACGACGACGACUGCGGCGACAGAGUCGCCUUUGCUGCAUCGUUCGCAAACCGGUAGCCCAUCUUCCGAGAGCACAAAAGAAGGCUCCAUGGAUCCGAGGACUUUUCCGUCGGCGGUGAAGACGAGUCUCUAUUCUCUCCUUUUUAUUCCCGUCAUCGCCGCCGUGUUCCUGCUCGUCUGGAAGGUGAGAUCCAGAGGAAACGCCCCUUUGCCCCAGAGUAGUACAGAAGAUCCGCCUCUGUUUAUUGGAGCCAAGCCCAGCGCACCACCGCUAGAUGAGGACAUGUCUGAAAACAAAAGAUUAAACAACAUCUGCACAGUGUAACACCAUCCAUCUUCAUCACAACCGAUUGUACAGUUGAAAGAAAAGGCAGCGACUCGAGAUCCACACAUCUAACUUCUUAUUCUCUCAGCUUUGAGGGACAAGUACCGACCUCGAAGAAUGAAGAACUGAGUUACGAUGAUGUUUCUGAGAACAAUAGUCGCACCUUUUCUGUGGUAGAAGGGUGGAGGAGGAGGAGGAGGAGGAGGAAGAGGAGGAAGAGUUAAAAUUGAUGACCUGACUGUGAUUCAUGCAUGGAGAUCACACAAGAGGGAAAAACAACCCUGUCAAAUCCAGCUGAAGGGCCUUAGUUCAGCGCAGCUGAGAGUAUCCGAAUAAUCCAGAACAAUUGCGAAGAAGAAGAAGAAGAAGAAGAAGAAGAAGCGAAGGCAAGAAGCGACUGCAUUUCGUCCUCUUCCCUCCUGCUUCCUGUUUGGUAGAGUUCUCUUGCUCUUUGUGUCUGAGCUUUGGAUAUCCUACUUGUUUUAAUCAUUUUCAUAACAAAAAAUAUUCUUCAGUCGUUUCAUCUGAAUUGUGUUUCUGAUUUUUUUUUUUUUUUUUUAUUGUUGCUUAACUGGUGGUGUGGACUUAAUUUAUUUAUUUUGUUUCUCAGAAUAUGUUCUAAAAGUAAAAAGAGUUUUUUUGCUGCUCCUGCGUGUGUCGUCAGGCGAUGAGGUUGUGGAAGUGCAACGCUCCAAUUCUGUGCUCCUUAAACCACAGCUGUUGCGCUAUAACGCGGGCCCUCGGGCCAUCUAAUUACUGUCAGGUCUUUUACAUUUACAACCUGUUCGCUGCAUUUACGGAAUUUAUAACCGCGGCUUCGUGCGGAGCUUCACACUGAGCUGUGAUCUGUGAGUUCGAUCCAGGAGUCGAUUCAGCUUUCGCACGCUGCUGCCAGUUUAAAUAGAAGAUAUGAACUCUUAUGUCUUACAGAAUAAUCACCCAAAACCUUCAGAUUAACACCUGAUUCUGUUUAAUAACAGUUUGUAAUGAAUGUUAUUACAUGUCAUUAAAUAAGAUGAUAAAAUUCUCAAAAAAAAAAAAAAAAAACAACAACAACAAAAACAGGACAUCUGUGUUCGUAUAUUUCUAAAUCCAGCUUAGUGUGCUUUAACAUCACGCCACACUUUUUUGCUCGGAACCUUGAACCUUUUUUAAAUCCUGUUAAACAAAGUCCCCAUUAUGCUGAUGUGUGUGUGUGUGUGUGUGUGUGUGUGGAAUAGUAAUAAUAAUAACAAGAGAGCAUCAGUUAAAACCCUUAAUCAAGGAUCUCUUAACGAACACUGUUCUCCUUGAGUCAGAUCAUUCGAUUCACCAAAGCCGAAGAGUUGACUCUUUCGAAUCCUGGUCGGCCAUUUUGUUUAAAAGCAGACAAACAAUUUUUUUAAAAGUGCUUGUUUGUGUAAUAUUUGGGUCAUUAAAACACUGUUUGUAACCCUUAACAUCGAUGCUGUCUUAACGUACACUGUUUUCAGUGAGUCAAAUCAUACGGUUCAACAACGAUCAAGAUUUGACUCUCUUGGAUCAAAGUCGGCCAUUUUUUUGUUUGAAACCAGACAAACACGUUUUGACCGUUUGUUUGUUUGUUUGUUUUUUGGUCUACAUGAUGAUACAAAUGACAAAUUUCAGCAAUGCAUCCAUACAUAUAUAUGAAUUAAUUUAUAGGUAAAUAAAUAGCCUCUGCUGUAGCUAGAAUAAACACUGGAUAAAGCAGAUGCUAUUUAUUUAUUAGAAGUAAGGAAUAAUUUUAAAAAAUGAUAUGGGGGAACGCUUUUGGAGGAAUAUAAUCAACAAAUUAGGCGAUAGUUGACGAUUUUCAUAUAUAACGGCACCUCCGAAAAUGUGGCGAUGAUUACAAUUUAAAAAUGUUUUAAUAGAUAAAAUGAAUUUAUCAAUCCAUAAAAAUGGAUUAAAUGGCAUUUUAUGUGCUAUAUCGAUUAUAGAUCCAUUGUGAAACCUCUAUAAAACAGUCCUUAACUAACCGGCGUCUCUUUUUUUUUCCCUUUCUCGAAUAAAUAAAUAAAUAAAUAAAGAGCUACCCUUAAACGUGUGAAUGUGAGCGCUGACACCGGAGACUCCUUCCGUAACUUACAAAAAUCGCGUCACAACUUUUUUCUUACGUUUGUUUGCUGCUCAUUUUUACUAUAGAAACGAUAAAGAACUAUUAAACUAAGGUCAUUAAUGUAAACCUGCGAUCUAGAUGAUGAUUCAGAUGUCAGUUUAAGAACAUUUCUGAGGUAGAAAUCUCGCUUCUGGCUAAUAACGGCUGUAAAUCAUGUUAGUUUUGUAACCUUAAAGUCAAGCGUUACCAAACAGUGUGUGAGUUUGCUCUUCUCAAGCUUCAGAAUGGCUUCAGGCUGAACGUGACUCAUCUCUAAGCGCUCUGUGUGUGUGCGUGUGUGUGUGUGUGUGUGUGUGUGUGUGUGUGUGUGUGUGUGUGCGCAAAUGAGUGUCAGAAAUGUGCAUGCUCUUUUCUCUUUUUAUUCUGCUCCUCAGAACCCAACGUGUACAUAUCGAUUUUUCUAACAGCUAUCAACAAAUGUAAUACGUUUCAGAUGAAUCUCUGAGAUUCGUUACGUUUUUUUUUUUCCUCUUCUUUCAUAACCGGAAUGAUCCUCUCAUGGGAUGCGUUCUCUCAUGGGUUGUAACGAUCUGUGUGGGAAUGAACUGCUGCUGCUGCUGCUGCUUCGAUGCAUGUGUACCACUUUUUAACGACUUUAUAUAUUAUAUAUAAUAUAAUAUAAUAUAAUAUAAUAUAUAAAAGUAAAUCUCUGGUAUAAAUCUGUUUCCCUGAUCAUGCAUUAUCACUAAGUUUUCUUCUGGAGACACGGCCUGGAACGCCGCAGGAAGCCGGAAACUGAAAUCUGCUCGUUUUGGAACGUUUACAGCUUUCUAUUCAUUACGGCAGCGACUCAAAACUGUUUCUUUUUUCAAUACACGUUUUUAAAAACUAUCCUCUUUCACCACAACUAAUCGAUGUAUUGACUUCUAUACCAGUAACGGAAUAAAAGACGAGGUUGUGUGAGAACUAUUUACCCGUCGGACAUGAAAUACGUGUAGAAAUUCUGCAGUAGUGCUUUUUUUUUUUUUUUAUCGAUGUAGAAAAGAAAAGAAAAAACGAUUGCCGAUGUUACGAGUGCGUAUGCGCAUGUGGUCGAGUGUUCUGUUGUGUUGUUUUGUGUUGUGUUGUGUUUAAAUGGGAUUAGUUUUGAUAUUGUGCAAAACGUUAACGAGCCCCGUUCAGGGGACGUUGGGUUUCGUCGUUCUUUGUAACUGAGUGGAAUUUAAAAAUGAUGGAAUAAAUAAACAAAAACAACACAAGCGGAUGUAACAAGUUAAAGAAGAAUAGUUUCACCACGAGAUUAAUCAUCAUAGACGUUCUUGCAGAGACUUUAUUGCUUUAUAUUAUUUUCAUUUUGUUUGUGUGGAGAAAGGCUUAAGCUGUGAAACUUUAAAUGGUGGCAUCCUUUUUUUUUUUUUUUUUUUUUUUGAAAUCGACCCACCUAAGAGCCUCUGACCUCACAUCUGUGGACAUCACGCGACACGCCAUGGACUUACUGAAGGCCGUCAUGUAUCUGAGACUGAUUUCUGCCGUGUGUGUGUGUGUACAGUAUGAGAACACUUCACCUGGGACAAAUCCUCGUGUCUGGACGUGAGGUUCAAAAAAAUGUCCUUUGUGGAGUUGCAGGAACAAGAAAACUCACCUGGCAUGUCAGCUGCCUUUAAAAAUCUUUUAAAAAUGAAAUAAAUAAACAAAUAAAUAAAUAAAUAAAAACCUGUUCCUGCACGUUUGGACCGUCAUGCGGCAAGAAGGCUCUUAGUCAAGGAAGAUAGUCAGGGUGCCAAAAGAUAUAAGUAAUUGUGGCCCAGUUGAUGUGAUAUCUGGGUGACAGUCUACUGUAUUCUGUAUUUUUAUAUAAAUAUAUGCAUAUAAUGAAAAUAUAUGUAUGAGAUGUGAAUAAAGUACAUUUAUCCAACACUGCUCUGGAAAUCCUCACAA